ACCGCGCGCCGGGCCGGAAGGAGAGGCGCAGGCGGCGUGUGUUCUGCGGGCUGGAACCGGCGACUCAGGGACGGGGCCUGUUGGCCGCCGGCGUCAUGGUGUCGCGCGUGCAGCUCCCGCCUGAGAUCCAGCUGGCUCAGCGCCUGGCAGGCAACGAGCAGGUGACCCGAGACCGGGCGGUGAGGAAGCUCCGGAAAUACAUCGUCGCCAGGACUCAGCGGGCCGCAGAUGGUUUUACUCAUGACGAGCUGCUGAAAGUGUGGAAAGGACUGUUCUAUUGCAUGUGGAUGCAGGACAAGCCGCUCCUCCAGGAAGAAUUAGGAAGGACCAUUUCCCAGCUCAUUCAUGCUUUUCAGACCACGGAGGCACAGCACCUGUUCCUGCAGACCUUCUGGCAGACCAUGAACCGCGAGUGGACAGGCAUCGACAGGCUGCGCCUGGACAAGUUCUACCUGCUCAUGCGGAUGGUCCUGAACGAGUCGUUGAAGGUUCUGAAGAUGCGAGGCUGGGAAGAAAGACAGACCGAGCAGCUGCUGGAGCUGCUGACCGCAGAGAUCCUGCGCCCCACCAGCCAGGCCCCCCACGGGGUGAAGAGCCACUUCAUCGAGAUCUUCCUGGAGGAGCUAGCCAAAGUGGGCGCCGAGGAGCUCACGGCAGACCAGAACCUCAAGCUCAUCGACCCCUUCUGCAGAGUCGCCGCCCGGACCAAGGACUCCCUGGUUUUGAACAACAUCACUCGAGGCAUCUUUGAAACGAUUGUGGAACAGGCCCCACUGGCCAUCGAAGACCUCCUGAAUGAACUGGACGCGCAAGAUGACCAGGCGGCGUCGGACAGCGAUGAGUCCUCGGAGGGCGGUUCCCUCUCCAAGGCUGAACCUGAGGCUGGUGAGGAGCAAGCAGGUGACGACAGGGACAGUGGCGGCCCCGUCCUCCAGUUCGACUACGAGGCAGUUGCUAACAGACUGUUUGAAAUGGCCAGCCGCCAGAGCACCCCUUCUCAGAACAGGAAGCGCCUCUACAAAGUCAUCCGGAAGCUACAGGACCUGGCAGGAGGUGUUUUCCCCGAGGACGAGAUCCCGGAGAAGGCUUGCAGGCGUCUGCUCGAAGGGAGGCGGCAAAAGAAGACAAAGCAGCAGAAGCGUCUGCUCAAGCUGCAGCUGCAGCGCGGGAAGGGGAAAGGUGAGACGGAGCCCUUGAGCCCGGGCAUGGAGAGGAAGAGCAGCAGGAGGUGCGUGGGGGCCGACCCUGAGGUGCGGGCAGAGGCUGCUGAGCGGGCCCUGCUCCGAGAGCAGCCUGGGGGCCGUGGCCAGAGAGGGGCUCGCCGGAGGAGGAGGGUGCCCCGUGCCCGAGCCCAAGCAGAGGUGCCCAGCGUCCAGGAGCCGAAGAAGAAGAAAUGCAGGAAGUGACGUGGCCGGGCCCAGGGCAGGCAGGGAGGGAGGCCAGGCCGUGCUUGCACCGAGGGACGAGGCUGACUGGGCCGUUCCGUGGACUUGGGACCAUGGCUCCAGAGCUCCUGUGCCAGGCGGAGGCAAGGGCGGCACUGGAGAGGUGGACCCGCCAUUAGGAGCCAGCGUCCCGGGAACCACUCCUCUCCCUAGCCUCCGCCUGUGGCUGCGAUGACCUUGGGUCAGAAGGUCAACUCUAAGACUGAAAACUCCCCCUGCAGCAGGACUGGCCGCCCCCGCCAUGGGGGUUCUGGAAAUAAAGUGCUGCGCAGCACUUGCCCUGGAAA
Messenger RNA from Saimiri boliviensis boliviensis (Bolivian squirrel monkey), 1732 nucleotides. It is a transcript of the gene RRP1, whose product is annotated as ribosomal RNA processing 1. The record is from RefSeq and is a predicted model, not a curated record. Gene Ontology annotation, cellular component: preribosome, small subunit precursor; nucleus. Gene Ontology annotation, biological process: rRNA processing. Lineage: Eukaryota; Metazoa; Chordata; Mammalia; Primates; Cebidae.